Mytilus trossulus (common blue mussel) is the source of this 1110-nucleotide messenger RNA. RefSeq lists its product as uncharacterized. The record is from RefSeq and is a predicted model, not a curated record. NCBI's taxonomy places the organism in Eukaryota, Metazoa, Mollusca, Bivalvia, Mytilida, Mytilidae. The coding region runs from base 146 to 1108 and encodes 320 amino acids. The transcript has 2 exons.
GGGGUAUUUUAAUAUUUCCUAUUAAUCUCAGAUCGACAUUUUAAAUAUUGACAGAUAAAGAAAGCGAUAAACAUUGUCUUAUCACCAAGGGUGAAAUAAUACGACUUGUCAAACGGUGUUCUUCAACUAUAAGUGUUGCUAUGAAAUGAACGUUAAAAGAAAAGCCUGGGUAGCACGGCACUUCUUGAGAUGGGUUAAAUUUACAUUGGUUUGUGUGCUGCUGCUUUCACUUCCCAUGUUCUACCUCAAUUUGAAACCUUAUCAAGUCAUGCCAAAAUCUUUUAUUUAUGACGACGGCUGGCAACAAAGAGGAGUAUGCAACUUUUCAAAAAUAUCUGCUGCGCAAAUUACAACUUUGCAUGACACCGACUUCGACCUGAAUAUGUUUGUUCAUAAUCCGAAAAUGGAUCAGAUAUCUGAAAUAUUGUACCAUUCGAAUAAUUUAAAAGACGUCCCGUCCGCAAAGCUGGUUAAAGCAUUUCUAGACGUGUUCACCGAUAUUGGUUACGUCAUCGAUAUUGGAGCACAUGUAGGUUCGAUUUCUAUUUUAUCUGCUUUGAUGGGGAAAAAAGUUAUAGCUAUUGACGCAGAUAAGGACAAUCUAAAUCUCUUGUGUUCUUCUGUAGUAAAUUCAAGAUUGCAGAAAAACGUUGUCAUAAUUCAUGGAGUCGUAGGCAUGAGUCAUAAGGCGGUCACAUGGGCAUAUCAAACCAAUGGAAACCACUCCGGAAAUUACGUAGAUACUGAAGAUAUCACGUGGUCGCAAAAAUCUGGAUCAAACUGGCGUUUAGAGGGUAGAUCUCCUUUCAUGCUGGACAAUAUGAUUGACAUGCUUCCAAACAUGUCAGCCAGCAACGUUUUCGUCAACAUUGAUGUGAAUGGCUACGAAAACAUUGUGUUGUCUGGAUCACAUUUGUUUUUCAAGAAAACGAAAGUUAGAGGAGUUCUUAUAAACUUUAAAUAUCACAAAUCGAAACCAUCAGGUAGCUUCAUUGUUCAAAUAUUAAAGAAAACGGGUCUGCAUCCAUAUUGCUAUUUAAACAAUACACUUGUCAAUUUAGAAAAGUACAAAAUAAGUGACUGGCCUGAUCAAAUAAUGUGGAUCUGAAG